This is a messenger RNA of Mya arenaria, 822 nucleotides long. RefSeq names its product m7GpppX diphosphatase-like. Bases 56 to 646 code for a protein of 196 amino acids. Gene Ontology annotation, biological process: deadenylation-dependent decapping of nuclear-transcribed mRNA. Gene Ontology annotation, molecular function: hydrolase activity; RNA 7-methylguanosine cap binding. The transcript has 3 exons. Gene Ontology annotation, cellular component: nucleus; P-body. The record is from RefSeq and is a predicted model, not a curated record. Lineage: Eukaryota; Metazoa; Mollusca; Bivalvia; Myida; Myidae.
UUUCGCGUUUAUCAAAAAAAAUAUCAAGACUUUUUCAUAUGUGUUUUACAUAUGCAUGGCCCAGGUAUUUCUCGCUAAAUUCCGCCUACAGAGGUCUCGAAAUGGCGACCGGUUUAUGUUUUAUCGUACAGAAUAUCAAUGGGUGUACAACAUACUGGAGAAGAAGAAGGAGGCUGAUCGUAUUGUGUAUGAGGACACAGACCCUGACACAGGGUUCAUCCUGCUGCCAGACAUGAAUUGGGACCCAACAGACACAAGUGCUCUGUACCUGGUAGCAAUUGUCCACAAACAUGACAUCAAGUCUUUGCGAGACCUGGACACAGGGAGCCUUCCGCUGCUGCAAAAUAUACUCAUGAAAGGGCUGAAAGCUAUUCAGGACACCUAUGACAUUCCAGCCAGCAAACUGAAUGUUUACAUCCAUUACCAGCCGUCAUACUACCAUUUUCAUGUGCAUUUCACCAAUGUUAAGUUCGAAGCACCGGGGUUCGGAGCUGAUAGGGCUCAUCUUCUGGCUGAUGUAAUUAACAAUAUACAGUUGUAUGGCGACUUCUACAAGAAAAAGACGCUGACGUUCCUCGUAAGAGAGCAAGAAGACUUGUACAUGAAGUUUAAAGAUGCAGGAUACUUUGAUUGCUCUGACAUUUAGUUUUCCGUCUUCCUGAGCAUUCAUCCAUAUCUUGUGGUGAUUACUUUUCCAGUAGCAAUGGUCAUCACAAACUGAUGUUAUACCGUGUUUUGACAGCUGACAUCAGACAAGGCAUUGAUAGUCAAGUUUUCAAGCUCUGGAGAGGGUGACAUGGCAAUAUCUGUACCAUAUUACCA